Molecule: messenger RNA, 321 nt
Organism: Fusarium musae
Lineage: Eukaryota; Fungi; Ascomycota; Sordariomycetes; Hypocreales; Nectriaceae
Exons: 2
Coding region: 1-321 (106 amino acids)
Source: RefSeq, a predicted model, not a curated record
AUGUCUGGCAAAAUCACCCGCGUCACCCUCUUCAAGAUCCCCAAACCAGAGGAUCAACAACACCUCAUCGAUCUGUACAAACAAAUGCCCCAAAAGGCCACAAAGGACGGAAAACCAUACAUCGUCUCAGUCCAAGCUGGAAAAGCCAAGGCAGACCAGCGCUCGCAAGGCUUCACAAUCGUAGCAAUCUCAACAUUCGCUUCGCAGGAGGACUUUAACUACUACGACACCCAAUGCGCUGCACAUCUUGAACUAAGGACUUUUGCGAAGAGUGUUAACGAGGGUGUGGCGAUGAUUUACUUUGAGAACGAGAUUGUAUAA